AUGGCUACCGCACCUGCUCCCAACCCUCGUGCUUCCCUCCUCUCUGGUCUUCGCACGGGAGGCGUUCGCUCGUCAUCAGGCAAUGUGCCGCUGACUGCCGCCCCCGGUGCUACGUUCAACGUUCCCCGCGUUAUGUCUCCGCCUACCAAUCAAGCAUACUACCCAUCGGAAGAAGAAGACGAAUUGACCAACAUGAUGGCGCAGAACCUGUACAUUAGGAACAACGCUGCCCGUGUCCAACGACAUCCGAUGACCGCUGCCGUGGACGGCGUUGCUGGCAGGUUUGCCCAGCAGCAGGCAAUGGGCGUGAACAUUGGCAUGAACUACCCGAUGGCGGCAAUUCCGGCCCAGGCUCAGUUGCAAGCUCUGCAGCUGCAGAUGGUACAAAUGGAGAUAGCUAGGCUUCAGACUCUACAAGCUCAGCAGACUUUACAGGCGCAGCAGCAGUAUCAAGCUGAGCUGCUCGCGCAGGCACAGGCGCAGGCUUUUCGUCAACGCCAGGCUCAGCAACCGUUGCGCCGCAGCACUGCCGGCUUUGUGACACCAGCCUCUGCCGCCCCUGCACAGACUUCUUUUGACUUGCGGGCUGCAACAGCAAGUGCGCAGACGCGUCGUUCCAACCAGGCGGAACAACUGCGUGCUAGGCUCGGAGUUGGGGCUGACAAUCAUAUGCCCAUGACUGCUGCUAUUGGCGGGAAGUUUGGUAGUAGGAUGACGCCUGCUCGUUACGAGUCGGACGAGGACGACUUCGCACCGACCAGCGUGAAGGCACAAUCUUCAAAUUUCACAACGGUCAUCAGUGGUGGAACCCCCCUGGGCAGUCCUGCGCUUAGCAGCCCCAACCCGAACGCCCAUGGUUCCGUUCCGUCAAAAUCCGACGCUGCUGUGUCAUGGAGGCGUGGUGCUGUUAACAACUCGGUCCUAAGCGGCGCCCGUGCAACGUCCUCUCCGUUGGUCAAGAUUACUCCUCCCCCAGCUGAGCCGUCGUCUCCUCCCUCGGGACCUGCCACGGCGAGAGCGCGACCGCUCCCCCUGCAGCUGAAGGUUGCUUCACAGCCAUUGCCUGGCACCGUCGCCGUCGAUAGCUCUGAUGGUGUAGAUGGUGAAGAUUCCUCGUCGGUCUCGUCCAAAUCGAAUUCGUCUCCUAGCACUCCCCACACCGCCACGUCCAGCGACGGGGUUCCGCUGUCGCCCCGCGAGGAAGCCGUCAAGAAGCUCUACGAGGGCCUUGGUAUUGGACGAGGCGGACCUGCUAUUGCCGUUGCUGAACCUCAGGACUCUCCAGCCGUCAUGCAGAGGCUUGUCAGCCAGCCGACGCGCCAGCCACGCGGACCGCCGUCGAGCCAUGACGAGCUACUUCCAAAGAACUUUGCCACUCGGAACAGGAGGAAGGCCAUCGGAGCCCUCGGAGCCCUGAUGGACGCUCGCGAGAAACGCGAGCUCGUCGAAUGCUUUUGA
This is a messenger RNA of Laetiporus sulphureus 93-53, 1458 nucleotides long. RefSeq lists its product as uncharacterized. NCBI's taxonomy places the organism in Eukaryota, Fungi, Basidiomycota, Agaricomycetes, Polyporales, Laetiporaceae. Bases 1 to 1458 code for a protein of 485 amino acids. The transcript has 2 exons. The record is from RefSeq and is a predicted model, not a curated record.